This is a messenger RNA of Protopolystoma xenopodis, 393 nucleotides long. Lineage: Eukaryota; Metazoa; Platyhelminthes; Monogenea; Polystomatidea; Polystomatidae. The record is from the annotation of a GenBank genome assembly.
AAAAAAUUAUUAGACGGCGAAAAAGAUAAAACUUUUAUCGAAAUUCGUGAAAAAGCUUAUUACAUUCGUCUUGCUGAAGAGCGUAGGCUGAAAUUAUGUACAGAGGAGAAAGCUAAUGCUUCUGCCAAAGAGAACCUUGUCAAAAUGAAAAAUGAAUUAGCCGACCUAAAGACGGAACUAUCAGAGAAAAAUCUUUUAAUCGCUUCUUCAGACAAAGAUUCUAUGGUGACCAAGUUUAAGCAAAUUGUUGCAGAUACGGUACGAUCUGCAGAAAAUAGACUUUUGGCCAGCAACAAAAAAUUGGUUAUUGCUGAAAAUGGCCUCAAUAAACUUUGCCAGCUAUUAAAAAAUGUGGAAAAAGAGAAUGAUAUUCUUCGCAGUCAUGUAGGAUGA